AUGACUACCAAGGAGGACGCGACGUCGCCCGCCGCGGCGUCCCUUCUGGGGCCCGUCUCGACGGCCAGCUCCUCGCCGGGAUACGUGACCAGCGUGGCCAAGGUCGCCGGCCGCGCCAGCAUCCCCGGCGAGGCAGAGUCGAAUCCGCACCACGUCGUCGGCAGCGGCGGCAAGGUGUCGCACUUUAAGAACCCCUAUCCGUCGUGGUCUAAUCCCGUGGGCUUUGUCUCCAUGGUUCGCAAUGUCCUGUGGCCGCUCAUCACCGGCGAUCUCAAGCAGCCCGACACGUCUCCCCCCACCGUCCCCGUCGUCACCCCCCAGUGGCUCCCCGAACGCUUCCCCGCCGAGUCCCAAUCCUCCUCUCCCUCCUCUCCCGGCAAGCUGCGCGCGACCUGGCUCGGCCACGCGUGCUACUACGUCGAGUUCCCGUCCGGCCUGCGCGUGCUCUUCGACCCCGUCUUCGAGGACCGCUGCUCGCCCUUCACCUUCCUCGGCCCGAAGCGGUACACGCCGCGGCCCUGCGCCAUCGCCGACAUACCCACCAUCGACGCCGUCGUCAUCAGCCACAGCCACUACGACCACCUGUCGCACACGUCGGUGCUCGAGAUCCAAAAGAGCCACCCGGACGUGCAGUUCUUCGUCGGGCUCGGGCUCGAGAAGUGGUUCCGCAAGAGCGGCCUCAAGAACGUCACGGAGCUCGACUGGUGGGAGGACGCCGAGCUGACCGUCCAGGUGGCGGAUAAGAGCGGCAAGGGCACCGGCGGCGGCGGCGGCAGUGACGCGGACCAGGCCAAGGGCAGCACGAGGAGCAUCUCGGCGCGCGUGUCCUGCCUCCCCUGCCAGCACACGUCGGCGCGCUCCCUGCUCGACAAGGACACGACGCUCUGGUGCUCGUGGGGCGUCAAGUCGGGCGGCCGGUCCGUGUGGUUCGGCGGCGACACGGGCUACCGCGCGGUGCCGCGUCUGCCGCGCGGCGUCGACGACUACGGGCCCGAGUACGAGGCGCUGCCGCGGUGCCCGCAGUUCAAGCAGAUCGGCGAGCUGCGCGGGCCGUUCGACCUGGGGCUCAUCCCCAUCGGCGCCUACUACCCGCGCGCCGCCUUCUCCGCCAUGCACGCCAACCCCUUCGACUCGGUCGAGAUCUUCCGCGACACGCGCUGCCAGCGCGCCAUGGGCAUCCACUGGGGCACCUGGGCCCUCACCAUGGAGGAGGUCCUGGAGCCGCCGCGGGUCCUGCGCGAGGCGCUCAAGCGCAGGGGCCUGCCGGAGACGGGCGUCUUUGACGUGUGCGACAUUGGCGAGAGCAGGGAGUUUUGA
This is a messenger RNA of Purpureocillium lilacinum, 1317 nucleotides long. RefSeq lists its product as uncharacterized. Gene Ontology annotation, molecular function: zinc ion binding; N-acylphosphatidylethanolamine-specific phospholipase D activity. Gene Ontology annotation, biological process: N-acylethanolamine metabolic process; N-acylphosphatidylethanolamine metabolic process. The record is from RefSeq and is a predicted model, not a curated record. Gene Ontology annotation, cellular component: membrane-bounded organelle; cytoplasm. Lineage: Eukaryota; Fungi; Ascomycota; Sordariomycetes; Hypocreales; Ophiocordycipitaceae.